Molecule: messenger RNA, 2455 nt
Organism: Talaromyces stipitatus ATCC 10500
Lineage: Eukaryota; Fungi; Ascomycota; Eurotiomycetes; Eurotiales; Trichocomaceae
Product: DEAD/DEAH box helicase, putative
Exons: 3
Coding region: 1-2412 (803 amino acids)
Biological process (GO): mRNA splicing, via spliceosome
Cellular component (GO): catalytic step 2 spliceosome
Molecular function (GO): ATP binding; RNA binding; RNA helicase activity
Source: RefSeq, a predicted model, not a curated record
AUGGGCGACUUGUUCAUGAAUGGUACUCAUGAGCCUUUGGAGCGCCCUCUUACGCCUCCGCCAGGUCCCCCAGCAGAUAUAGCUCCUCCGCCGCCACUAUUGGAUAUGAUGGAUGCUCCUCCUCCUCCUACCGAUAUAGAACCUCCUCCGCCACCUGAGGAGACUCUACCACCACCUCCUCCGCCAGUUGAGGAAAUUGCGCCUGUUGUGAAGAAAAAGAAAGCGGGCUGGGGCUCAUCUGCUGCGGCGAAACCUCUCAGUGUUGAGGAGCUAUUGCGAAAGAAGAGAGAAGCAGAUGCGGCUGCUUCGAAGCCCAAGUUCCUGUCCAAAGCUGAACGUGAACGGCUUGCUCUAGAAAAACGCGCCAAAGAAGUCGAAGCUGAGCGACGAGCGAAGAUCGAACAAAAUCCAAGUACAAAUGGCUCCGGAGUCAAUGGUACAACGCCAGAUGAUAGAAAUGGUAGCAGAGCAGAGGAUUCCCGAUCAGCUCCUGUUCCCACCGGUCCACGCGCUAUGCGCAAUACACAACCCAACAAGGACUACGACUUGGCGCCACCAGCUCCCCCGAAACGUAUCGCAUUUGGUAAAGACGACUCGAAGGGAGGUGGCAAACGCGUAUCAGAGGCAGAGGCAGAAGCCGAGUUGGUUCGACAGCGAUAUAUGGGUGCGAACCAGACGUCCAAUUUCUCCGCGAAGAAAAAGAGGAAGCGUACUACAGAGAGGAAAUUUAACUUUGAAUGGAACGCCGAAGAAGAUACGAGUAAGGAUUAUAACCCGCUAUAUCAGAACAGAGCGCAAGCGAAUUUCUUUGGACGAGGCCGACUUGCUGGUUUCGGUGAAGAUAUGGCGGACGACGCUACGAGGAGAUACGUUCAAGCCCUGGAAGAUCGCGAUCGUGAAGCAGGCUCUGUUCGGGCUCGGGAGAUUCUGGAAAUGGAAAGAAGACGGAAGGAAGAAAGCAGCAGGACUGCAAUUGAUAAACACUGGAGUGAGAAGAGAUUGGAUCAGAUGCGCGAGCGAGACUGGCGUAUUUUCAAAGAAGACUUCAAUAUCAGUACCAAGGGUGGCAGUGUUCCAAACCCGAUGCGAUCGUGGGAGGAAUCUGGUCUCCCACGACGGCUGCUGGAUCUUGUCAAACAAGUUGGAUAUACCGAUCCGACACCAAUUCAGAGAGCAGCUAUCCCGAUUGCUCUACAAUCUCGAGAUCUUAUUGGUGUUGCUGUAACGGGUUCCGGUAAAACAGCGUCAUUUCUACUUCCACUGUUCGUCUAUAUUUCCGAAUUGCCCCGGCUUGACGAAUUUGAAUGGCGGAAAAACGAUGGUCCAUAUGCUAUCAUCCUCGCACCCACUCGUGAGCUGGCACAACAGAUUGAAAUUGAAGCUAAAAAAUUCUCCAAGCCUCUUAAUUUCAACGUUGUCAGUAUUGUUGGUGGUCAUUCUUUGGAGGAACAAGCAUAUAGUUUACGAGAUGGUGCAGAGAUUAUUAUUGCCACUCCUGGGCGUCUAGUCGACUGUUUAGAACGACGAAUGUUGGUUCUGUCACAGUGUUGUUAUGUCAUUAUGGACGAGGCAGAUCGAAUGAUUGAUCUUGGUUUCGAAGAACCAGUCAAUAAGAUUCUUGAUGCACUACCAGUCACAAAUGAAAAACCAGAUACUGAAGAAGCAGAGGAUGCACAAGCAAUGAGUCAACAUGUUGGUGGACGAGACAGACGAUACCGACAGACUAUGAUGUAUACGGCAACUAUGCCGUCGGCUGUGGAGCGAAUAGCACGGAAAUAUCUACGAAGACCCGCUAUCGUCACGAUCGGUAACGUCGGUCAAGCCGUGGACACAGUUGAACAGCGCGUCGAGUUCGUUGCAGGUGAAGAUAAGAGGAAGAAGCGCCUUGCCGACAUCCUCAUGUCAGGACAAUUCCAGCCCCCUAUUAUUGUUUUCGUCAACAUCAAGCGAAACUGUGACGCUGUUGCCAAGGAUAUCAAACAGAUGGGCUUCUCAUCUGUUACGCUACAUGGUAGUAAAACCCAGGAACAGCGUGAGGCUGCAUUGGCCUCGGUACGGAAUGGCAGUACAGAUGUACUCGUUGCUACGGACUUGGCCGGACGUGGUAUCGAUGUGCCUGAUGUCAGUUUGGUAGUGAAUUUCAACAUGGCGACCAAUAUUGAAAGCUACACGCAUCGUAUUGGACGUACUGGUCGUGCUGGAAAGAGUGGUGUUGCCAUCACUUUCCUGGGCAACGAAGACGCCGACGUUAUGUACGACCUCAAGCAGAUGUUGAUGAAAUCACCUAUAUCGCGAGUUCCCGAGGAACUUCGCAAGCACGAAGCGGCACAAUCCAAACCGACCCGUGGCGGAGGAUUCUCCAAACAAAAAGCAGACGAAGGAGGAUUUGGUGGCAAGGGUGGUGGAUGGUAGUAGACAUGUAUUAUAUCAAUAAUAUCGCACAAUUUAUGAGUCC